AUGAACGGCGGCGUACGCAACAUAUUCGCGCACGACGGGUUGAUGUGUUUCGUCACGUCGUACCACAAGUCGUUCCGGGCCACGGGGCAGGCCAAGGUCAUCCACCGAUAUUUGCCACGCGAGGUGGGCGAGUUAUUGGUGUGGUAUUUGUGGUUAGUGUUGCCGUGGUGGCAGCAGGUACAGGGCGUCGUCAAAGAUGCCGGCAUACGCAGCCCAUAUUUAUGGCCAGACGAGGUGGUUCGCAGGGACGAAGUCAGCGAGACGGAGCAGAGGGAGAGGAGACAGGCCGAAAUGGAGAGCCAGGGCAGCCAGGAUGGCAUUGGCGGCGGCGGCGAUGAUCGUGGUGAUGAGGAUGGUACCGAUGAGCCCGGUUCCAGUGCGAGGUUCGACAGUUGGGUACAGGAGCGCAAUUGGACGCCAGACCGCGUCCGCCGCAUCAUCCAACGAGACAGCAAACGAUUAUUGGGCACCAUAUUGAACAUUAGUUCGUGGCGGCAGAUUGCCAUCGCCAUAUCCCGUCGAUAUUUGGACAAGGCAUUCAAGGAGUCAACGAUAGAUGGGGUCGAAGAAGACGACGACGGUGUGGACGAUAACCCGAUCGAUUUACAAGCCGGCCAUGGAACGCACGUGGCCGGCAUGGUAUACGCACGAGAGUUGCAGCAAGGGUUAUUCAGCACGGCCACGAUGCGCGAUAAGUUUCGGUCCGUCAGUCGUCAGUGGCAUCGGUUUUUUGGAGUUCCGCGAGGGCGAUAG
This is a messenger RNA of Fusarium keratoplasticum, 753 nucleotides long. RefSeq lists its product as uncharacterized. The transcript has a single exon. The coding region runs from base 1 to 753 and encodes 250 amino acids. NCBI's taxonomy places the organism in Eukaryota, Fungi, Ascomycota, Sordariomycetes, Hypocreales, Nectriaceae. The record is from RefSeq and is a predicted model, not a curated record.